Triticum turgidum subsp. durum (durum wheat) is the source of this 1767-nucleotide messenger RNA. The record is from the annotation of a GenBank genome assembly. NCBI's taxonomy places the organism in Eukaryota, Viridiplantae, Streptophyta, Magnoliopsida, Poales, Poaceae.
AUGAAAAUGAAAACGUUGGAAAAGCGCAAAAGCAAAUCGCCUCGGCCUCUCUCCACCCGUUGGCCACAGGAACUGUUACCCAACCUUAUCUCGCAGCUCGCGCCACCGCCGUCCACCGCCAUGCCGCUCCUCCCGCCGGCGGCGCCGCCGCUGCCGCUCUCCUCUCACCGCCUGGGCCUCCCCUUUCUCACACUCCCCUCGCCCGCCGGCCGCCCCCUCCGCCGCGGGGACCUCGCCAUCCGCAUGGGCGGCGGGCCGCGCACGUUCCCGGGCGGCGUCUCCAAGUGGCAGUGGAAGCGCAUGCAGGCCCGGAAGGCGAAGCAGCUCCUCAAGGCCCGCCUCGCCCGCGAGCGCCAGCUCUACGAGAUGCGCAAGCGCGCCGAGCUCCGCGACGCCGUCGUCCACCUCGAGCGGCCCUGGGACCCCGACUCGGCCCCCGUCUCCGCCGCCGCGCUGGCGCCCAACCUCCUCUCCGUCGCCGCCGACGACCAGCUCAGGGGCCUCGCCGACCGCUUCCACCGCCCCGGCGGCGUCGACCUCUGGAACGACCGCGACGGGCCCCAGGUCUUCGCGUCCCCGGACACGGGCUUGGCCUCCGCGCGCUUCUUCCCCAGGGACGCCGUCCACAGCGUCCAGCCCUACGCCCGCCUCGGCGCCGGCGCCAGAGCCGAGGGCGCGCAAGGUGUUCGGCAGAAUGACGCUGUGGAGGACGCUGUGGAGGACGCGUAUGGUUACAGCGAGCCUGCGGUCCAGCUGAUGGAAAGAGAUGGGAUGUGGGAGCCGGUGAUUGCUUUGGAAGGUGGAGAUGGAAACAAUUCGAGCCACAGGAGUUGGACUCAUGAUGAUGAUGAUGCUAUUUCUGAUUCAGACGACGAAGAGGAUGUUGAUUUUGGACACCAACGACAGGCAAUGGUAAGACGAGAUGGAAGAAGGGAUGGUGAAACUGCAAGCACUAUGCGUGUUGGAAGCGAGAGGGGCAGGCAUUGGAGAGGUCAUGGUUCCUUUUCAGAUUCAGAAAGCAGAAGAAAAGGUCAUCCUGAUCAAAGAUGGUCAGACAGAAGUAGUGGGAGUAGAAGGAAACCUCCCGACGCAAGAUGGAAGCCUUGGAACGGCGAGGGCGGUAACGCCAUUGGGAAGGACCGAACAGGUGGCGGUUCUUUCUCGGACUCAGAGGUGAGCCACCGUGGUUCUGAGCCAAAAUCAAGGGCAAGGAAUAGAGAGGACACAAUGGACGCCGUGGUGAAGUGGAAACUCUCGUACGAUAGCCAUGGCAAUGUGGUAAGAAAGGUUCGCGUUGGUGGUGAAUUUGAUUCAAAUUCAGACAGUGGAAGGGGCGACAGAAUGGAACCAAAAUGGGGAGCCCCGAAUAGGUCUAGUCCAAGUGAGAACCGAAGAGGUCGAGCAGGGCUGAAAUAUAGGCCUAAUGCCAAAAGUGGCGAAAGGCCAGGAGGAUACACGAGGGGUCACAAUGGUGAUGAAAGGGAUCAAUUUGGUAACGGCUUUGCCUCGGACUUGGAGGAGCCGACAUGGAACCCAAGAAAAAAGAACGAAGCUAGGAACAGCAAUGGCAGCAGAGAGUACAACAGUGAUAUGAAAAGUAGAUUCAGGAGCGGUGGAAGCGGGGCUGCAAGACGGAUAGACAGUACUCGUCCUGUGAUGAACGCCGACAGAGAAGAUGGAGGAGGGCGGCGGUCGAGGGGAGAUGGAUACUCGCUACGACCAACAUCGGAAUUGCACAGCUCGAUGGACCGGAAUGGGGGACGGUAG